Messenger RNA from Miscanthus lutarioriparius, 1413 nucleotides. Lineage: Eukaryota; Viridiplantae; Streptophyta; Magnoliopsida; Poales; Poaceae. The record is from the annotation of a GenBank genome assembly.
AUGGCUGCGAUGAACGGAAAGGCAUUGGGUAAAUGUGGAAGGAACAUAAAUAGUCCCAAGAGAAAGCGGGAGAGCCCCGCUGCAUAUGAUACUGACGUAUUCCGCACCUCUGAAUUGCAUCAGCACCCUGUCAAUGAUUCUGCUGUUAGGUUUCAUGUUGAUCAAGACCGCAAGGCAAAGAUCGUGUGCCACUUCAACAAGCAGGUUUUGCAGAGCUAUAAGAACUUCAUGAGUAGUGCACCACCUAAGCGUAUUUUGCUUCGCAAAGGUGCUGUCUGGAAAGACAUUCCAGAAAAGAUUGUCAAAUUGGCCCAAGCCGACUUCAGGGCGAAAAAGACGGUCACAGAAACAGGAUAUCAGAACCAUCUAUUUUUGCUGGAUUUUGCCCAUAUGACAUUCAUAGACACAAAGACAGGUCUUCAGAGGCCUAUUGCUUGGAUCGAUGAAAAUGGAAAGCACUACUUCCCGGAAUCAUUUAUGCAAGAUCAGAAAUUAUUUAUCAAGAAAGAUUUUGGCAACGGAAAUCCUGAGUACAUUAGUGUUGAGCCAAAUGGGACACGAGAAAUGAAUGACCAGCUUGGAACAUCAGAAAGUUCUGCAGAAAGCUCAAACUUUGAUUCAAGUACUGAAGAUGUUUCCAGUCCUAAGAGAGCUAGGGCUGAAAAGAAUUCCAUCAUAAAAAAUUACUGUGAUAUGGGAGAAGCUAUUGGAGAAAAUGAGCCAUGCACUUUGUUGCCUACAGUCUGUAACCUACUACCACACCAAGCUAAUCUGGGUGAGGUAUCACGUGCUCAGCGCACUAUUGAAGCCGUGGAGAAGCUGUUCUUGCAGGGGAUGGGUUCAGUUAUUGAAUCCAAGGACAUUAUUGGAAUCUUCAGGACUCCAUUAUUGGAUGACCACAAACAAGUCCGUUACCAUAUUCACCAAAAGCAAGUACAGGUUACCCGGAUGUCAUCGUGGAAAUGCAAAUUUCAUAAGCCGCCCAUUAAGUGUGCAGCCUAUGGAGAGGGCACCCUCCUUACACCAGCAAAUCGUUCUGAUGCCUGUUCACCCGACUGUAUUUCAGAGGAGAUGAACCUGGAGGCACCUCCAGCAUUGGGAGGUGGAUGUGCAGCCCCCAUGCUAGGAGAUUCGAUGGAAAAGGCUCCAAGCUCACCUUGGAUGCCUUUCUCCAUGUUGUUUGCAGCGAUCUCUACUAAAGUGUCUCCUGAGAAUAUGGACAUGGUUAUUAGUUGCUAUGAAGAGUUUAAGAUCAAGAAAAUAAGCCGAGGUGAACUUGUAAAGAAGCUGAGGCAUGUAGUUGGUGAUAGAGUGCUAAUAUCGACGAUAAUGCGUCUCCAAGAUAAGUUACCUCCAGUGGAGAGGCGUGAGGCACUGGACGCAUCAGCAGCGAAGAUGGUGGCGAAACCGUGA